This is a messenger RNA of Paramecium pentaurelia, 1091 nucleotides long. The record is from the annotation of a GenBank genome assembly. Lineage: Eukaryota; Ciliophora; Oligohymenophorea; Peniculida; Parameciidae.
AUGCGUGGAUCACGUCCUCUGAGUUCAUAAUCAAACUAAUAAUAAGUUGAGAAAAUGAAGUUAGCCUAAACAGCAAUCAAAAAACGAACAUCAAAACCUAAUUUCUUUACUACUUACAGAACACAUGUUAUUAUAUCAAGUACUAAUCUAAAUAUAUUCAAUUAGUUAUUGUUGGAAUAAUAAUCAUUGCAGUCUUAUCAUUUACUAAAUAAAUUAAAGAAUAUAUCAUCAUUAAUUAGUCAGAAAUCAACUCCCAUAAUUCUUAAGGAUAUCCUUAUACUUUAGGACCAAAUGAUUUCUUUCAAGUAAUUUGAUCAUCUAAUUAGAAUGUAACAUUAAUGCAAGCUAAAACUUUGUUUAAGAAUGAUUUCACAUAAUAAAUUAAUGUAGAAAAAUGCAAAGUACCUAUUAAUUUUGAAAUUCCAACUUAUUUUAAUUUCAAAGAAUCCUAUCCUAAUUGCUCUCAUAUUAUAUUCAAUUAAGGCAAUUGUUCAUCCUCUUAUUCUAUUGCUGUUUCUUCUGCCUUUUCAGAUAGAGUCUGCAAAGUCAAUUAAACUCAAUAAUUAUCAGCUUAAAAUCUAUUAUCUUGUGAUGGCAAAUUGAAUUAAGGAUGUACUGGAGGACAUAUAACUAGAUCAGCUGAAUAUAUUAUUAAACAUGGAUUAACUACUAAUGAAUGUCAUCCAUUCAGAGGUGACGAUAAUUUCUAAGAAUGUACAAAAGCACUUGAAAAAUGUUAAAGAUAUAAAGCUAAUUCCUUUUGUUAAUUGUAAAAUAAGGAUGUAUAUAAUUAUGUGGUUUUUAGGAUAUUAAACGAGAUAUUAUUAAUAGAGGUCCUGUAGUUGCAAUUAUGCAAGUCUAUAAAGACUUUCUUGUUUAUAGGGAUGGAGUGUAUUAGGUUUUAGAAGGAACACCAAGAUUUCAUGGAGGACAUGCUAUUAAAAUUGUUGGAUGGGGAGAAUAAAAUGGAUAUUAAUAUUGGAUUAUUGAAAAUACAUGGGGUACUACUUGGGGAAAUGAAGGAUUAGCCAAACUUGCUAUUGAUGGUUUUAUAGAUCUGUCAUUACAAGCAUUAUCAAUUAUUUAUUGAA